Apaloderma vittatum (bar-tailed trogon) is the source of this 2700-nucleotide messenger RNA. RefSeq names its product post-GPI attachment to proteins 1 (gene PGAP1). The annotation marks the transcript as partial. The record is from RefSeq and is a predicted model, not a curated record. The transcript is spliced from 26 exons. Gene Ontology annotation, molecular function: phosphatidylinositol deacylase activity. Gene Ontology annotation, cellular component: endoplasmic reticulum. Gene Ontology annotation, biological process: GPI anchor metabolic process; endoplasmic reticulum to Golgi vesicle-mediated transport. Lineage: Eukaryota; Metazoa; Chordata; Aves; Trogoniformes; Trogonidae.
AAAAUCAAACUGCCCAAGAAAACAGCCAGACGAUACCCAGCGUAUGAGCUCUAUCUCUAUGGGGAAGGGAACUAUGCCGAAGAAAACAAAAAUCUUCUAUUGACAGGAAUUCCAGUUCUCUUUCUUCCUGGGAACGCUGGUAGUUACAAGCAAGUCCGCUCUCUUGGCUCCAUUGCACUUAGAAAAGCAGAAGAUGUCGACUUCAAGUAUCAUUUUAAUUUCUUCAGCGUCAACUUUAAUGAGGAGUUGGUUGCAUUGUAUGGUGGCAGUCUGCAACGACAGACCAAGUUUGUGCAUGAGUGCAUAAAAGUAAUCCUGAAGUUGUACAGGGAUGGAGAAUUUGCACCCACCAGUGUUGCGAUCGUGGCCCAUUCCAUGGGCGGGCUUGUUGCAAGGGCGUUGCUGACUCUGAAGAAUUUUAAGCCUGAACUUAUAAACCUCCUCAUUACACAAGCCACACCUCAUAACGCACCUGUAAUGCCUUUAGACAAAUACCUUACUGAUUUUUAUACAGCUGUAAACAAUCACUGGAUUCUAAAGGCCCAAGAUUUAAGAAAUUUAACUACUCUUUCUGUGGCGGGAGGAUUCAGAGAUUACCAAGUUCGUUCAGGACUGGCUUUCCUACCAAGAUUGAGUCAACAUGACAGUGCCUUAUCUGUUGUGAGCUCAGCUGUACCUAGAGCCUGGGCCUCAACAGACCAUCUCUCCAUAGUGUGGUGCAAAGAAUUGAUUCUGGCUACCAUUAGAGCUUUUUUUGAUCUCAUAGAUGAAAACACUAGGCAGAUAACUGAGGAUCCAAAGAAGAGAAUGUCUGUAUUGCAUCACCACUUUGUGAGGCACCCUGCAAAGCUAUUUGAGGAAAAUCCUGAAGCUUUUACAGAACUCAAAGGAGCUUUCGUGUGGAUUACGGUCAAAGCCUCAAAAUGGACUCAUUCAGUUUACAAUGAUUCCAGUGGAAGAUAUUUCACAUUUCCUCUUGCAAGCCACAGAAAAUCAUACAGUCAUGUUUACUGUCAAAACAGUAUGUUGGACACGAGUAGCUGGAUUUAUGGCUGUAUGAACAGUAAUUCAUCCACGUGCCUGGAAGCUACUGAUUUAUCCUGGAGAGCUGAGUUACUUCCAACCACCAAGUUUAUAGUGCUGAAACUUCAGGACUAUCCUUCUUUGUCCCACAUGGUCAUUCAGGUACCACCUGCAGUUGGUAAUAAGUAUACUCUGGACUGUGAAUUCUUCAAAGAGGAUUCCAGAACAUUGCAGCUUCCUGUAACACAUCUUUUUUCGUUUGGAUUUUCUUCAAGCAAAAUUAUAUUAAAUUCAACUGGCUUACUUUACAAUGUACAGCUCCAGCACUUUAACCAAAUAUAUCAAGCUUUCAAAAUUUAUAUAGAGAGCCGCUGUCAGUCACUCAAAGAAAGAAAACCUAGUGUUUACAGACUUCACAUACCCUGGUCCCAUGAAGACUCGAUAAUUGUAGCAAAAGUUCCAUCUUUUACGGAGAUUUCUGCAAAACUGCAUCUUGCUCAGCCUCAGAGUGACAGCAGGGUUCCAGAGCUGAAGAUUUACUCUUCCCCAGACUGUCAGUAUGAAGUAGUUCUGAAGACAUCACUUCUGCAGGUUCUUGGGCAAGUAAUAAGGUUCCAUGCUGGCGCUCUUCCAGUCUAUGUUAUUUCUAACAUUCUUCUUACUUAUGGAGGACAACUGAGCACAUUGGUAUCAACAGGGCAGUGUUCGGACUUCUCCCAUGAACUAGUCCGGACAGCUAAACCCUACAAAACAGAACCACUUAUAAGCCUUGUUGUGCUUCUGCACGGGUUUAACUGGUUUAGAGAGAUGUGGGAAUCCUUGUCCCUCCCCGAGGUGGAUGCAGCUGUACUGAGUAGUCAGGAUGCAUGGUUCCCCCUCGUGUCCCUGACUCUAUUUCUUUUUGGGACAGGCAUUGCCUAUUGGAGUGGAGUAUUUUUCUCUACAUCUCUGAGACUCUUCUCUUCGUUAUGGUUUGCUGUGCUUAGACCUACUGUACUUCCAAAAGAUAACAAGUUGAUUACACGAAGAAGUCUCUGUGGAGUCUUAUCUCUUGCUUUGGUUAGCUGGACCACAUGCGGUGCAUUUGCUGUGUUGAUUAUUUAUCUUCAAUACUUGUUUAAGGUACUGAAUUCAAAAUUUUGUAGCAAAACAUUCAAAGUUGUAAAACUACAUGUGAAUGUAAGAGCAGAACAAAGCAUGCUGAAUGGGGAUUCAGGCUGCUCAAAAGAAACUUCAUGGAACUCCAGAAUACACACAGUCAAAAAACAGAGUUUGAUGGACAGUACCUCAAAAGCAACACAAUCUCUUUCCAGCAGUGCGACAAUUGCUGAAGCCAUUAGCAGUCUUAAGAUGCAUGUUACAAUUCUCAAUUUAUUCACAUGGAUUGUGUUACUCAACUUGCCAUCGUUAGUUUACUGGUUAAAAAAUCUCAGGUACAACGUUAGACUUGAUCCUGAUCCAUGUAGAUCCACAGCUAUUAUCCUUGUGUGCAUUUUAGAAAUUCUCAUGAAUUCAAGCACUUCUAAAGUGAAGUCAAGUAAACUCUUGAAGAUCACAGCCAAAGUUCCGCUCCCCUUGUCUGUUGCCAUGUUGGCCUUUGGACGAAUGCACUUAUACAGGAUAUCGCACUUUGUAAUCUUUUCCCUUCUUCUACACAUGCUGUGUUGUAUUGUGUAG